GUCCAUCCAUCAAUAACAAAAAAGAAUACAAAGAACAUAGCUACCCGAAUUAUACAGAAAUCAAUAAUGAAGAACAUGUUGCUAGCAUUUGUGCUUCUCUUUUCCUUGAGCUCUAAACCACUACUUGGAGCAGCAGAUGUAUCAUCUGAGCAAGUGAUUGACACAUCAGGGAAAAAGCUCCGAGUUGGUCUCAGCUAUUACAUUGUUCCCGCUUCGCCCUUAAUAGGAUGCUCAAGGUACGGAAGAUGCGUGAAAAGUGGAGGCCUUUCACUUGCCAGCAUUGGUGAAUCAUGCCCUCUUGAUGUGGUGUUUGUGGGAGGGUCUCGUGGCUUGCCAUUGUCAUUCUCACCCGUUGACCCUAAGAAAGGUGUUGUUCGUGUGUCCACUGAUUUGAACAUCAUGUUCUCCACCGAUCACAGCAGUUGUGCUGAGUAUUCGACAGUGUGGAAACUGGAGCACUUUGAUGUUGCUAAAGGACAGUGGUUUGUGACCACUGGUGGCUCUGUGGGAAACCCUGGUUGGGGAACCAUACGCAACUGGUUCAAGAUUGAGAAGUUUGAAGGUGCUUAUAAAAUUGUCUAUUGUCCAACUCUGUUACCUUAUUCCAAGCACUUGUGCAAGGAUGUUGGCAUCUUUGUGGAUGAAAAUGGCUAUAAGCGUUUGGCUCUAAGCGAUGUUCCAUUCAAAGUCAAGUUUCAGCUUGCCUGAACAAAUUAAUGUCUGUGAAACUAA
Molecule: messenger RNA, 732 nt
Organism: Vigna angularis (adzuki bean)
Lineage: Eukaryota; Viridiplantae; Streptophyta; Magnoliopsida; Fabales; Fabaceae
Product: miraculin
Exons: 1
Coding region: 67-708 (213 amino acids)
Molecular function (GO): endopeptidase inhibitor activity
Source: RefSeq, a predicted model, not a curated record